Geodia barretti is the source of this 1513-nucleotide messenger RNA. The record is from the annotation of a GenBank genome assembly. Lineage: Eukaryota; Metazoa; Porifera; Demospongiae; Tetractinellida; Geodiidae.
UGCUGAGAAAUUUCCAAAUUCUGAAAAGCACUGAAGUGCAAACCCUCGGCGCACUGUGACGCGCGCGCGUAAGUAAACGCAUGUGCCGUACCACUAAUUGAUGGGCUGGGUUUAUGUGUUUAUGUUAAAAUCUGUUGUUUAUCAUUUUUCAUAUCGCAAACCGAAAGCUCAGCAUCUGGCUGAUCUUCUAUCGCUUUCUGAAGGCUGCUAAACAUACUACAGUCAUUGACAGUUUGCUAAAGGUGGAGUUAUUUUCUCAAGUGACAAAGGUGUUAUUAGAUAUCAAGAGUUUUGCUUCUGGUCUCAAUUCAAAUUCUGCUAUUUCCAUUGUGUGCAAUCUUCUUUAUCUGGCAUCACACGAAGGAAAAAGACUUUUGGAUAGAAAGAAGAAAAAUGACUUUGUGAACUUGAUGCUGCAGCUUCUUCCUUUAUGUGAGGACACUGGGAUAAAACCUGAGAGCAAUGCUUGCUUCUGGCACCCACUCUUUGGCUGGUGCAAAGGAGAAAUAGAUGUUAGGUUAUUGAGGCUAUUCACGUAUGUGCAGAAACAGUUGCAGUGUUUGUGGCAUCCAGCCUUUGUGAAAGUUUUUUUCUCUGAUGUGUUAGAACCAAAUCCAGGGAAUGCAAAAAAACACUCUUUAAAGAUGAAACGACCAUUUCUAAGCUCUGUCUGUGAGAUGUACCUUCUCAUUUUAUUGACUGUGAAGAAUUUUGUGUCUGACAUACUUAUUGGAUUAGGCUGUAAUGACACUGUAGUCUUUAAGAUAUGGUGCUUUUUUAAAGAUACAACUAUGCUGGAUUUCGAAGAGAUCUUUGGAACAAAAUCAUACAUUCUCAUAUUAUCUCUUCUCAGCCAGAUGAUGCUCUAUAUGCUGAAUAUUCUGGAUGAUUUUGAUUUGUUUGAGAAACAGAGGAGUUUUAAAAAUGAGGAUUUAGCUGAGAUAACCAUGUUUCUAAACAAUUUACUCUUUCGAACAAUAUGGGAGGAGAAGGAACUGUCGCAGUUUUCUCAUUGUCAAGGACUUCUGUUAAUGUUGUACAAUCGAGAUUGCAAAAAGCAUUUUUGUCGCAAGGAACACUGGAUCUUACAGGGUUUCAAGAGGCGUAUUUUGAUGAAGGAGCUGGACUCCAAUACCAACCGUGGUCUUAGAAUGCUUAUACAGCUACCACAUAUAUUCCCACAUCAGAAGGUGAGUAUGAAGUAUUCUUCAUGCCCAUACUCCUUGUUUUUUUGUGUGAAUUGAAAUAUUUCUGCCAUUCAUAGAUGACCUGCAUGUGAUAAAGUAGCUUAUGUGCAUAGUUACUAGAGAAGUAGAGAUGGGUUAAAAGGUGGUGCUUUGAAAUUAUAACAGGCUUACGAUCAGUGCACUUGUCAUACAUGCAUGAGACUAGGUACAAAGAUGUAGUGUUAUGUGUUGCAGAAAAUGUAGCAUCAAAGGAGGGGAGAGGCAUUAUCACAAUGCUGCAGCAGUUUAUGUUUUAUCAAAAGACUUCAUUCACAAUUAUAAUAAUU